CCGCCGCGGUUGCCAGGUAGCGCGCGGUCCUUGGCUGCUAGCUGCGCGGGUUUCCGCUUGGUGAUGGGGCUGCGGGAUCUCCCGCCGCUCCUGCUCUUGCUCGUGGACUGCUGGGCCUCCGUGAGCGCCCAGGCCGGGGACACCCCGGUGGUGACGACGGAGGCCCUGAGCUCCACGAAGCCAGCCUCGACGACUUUCCGACCUGCUGUAUCUCCUAGGCCCCAUGAAACCCCCAGAGCUCCCAGGCCCUCCUCCGACCCCAGGCCCACCCCGGUCACGGACGUUGCUGCUCUGUGUGUCUGUGACUUGUCUCCAGCACUGUGUGAUGUCAACUGCUGUUGUGAUCCUGAUUGCAGCUCCGUGGAUUUCAGUGUCUUUUCUGCCUGCUCAAUCCCAGUUGUCAUGAGUGAUAGUCAGUUUUGUAGUCAAAAAGCAGCCAUCUAUUCAUUGAAUUUUACAGCAGACCCACCUCAGAGAGUAUUUAAACUUGUUGACCAAAUCAAUCCAUCUAUUUUCUGCAUUCACAUUACAAACUAUAAACCUGCAUUAUCCUUUAUUAAUCCGGAAGUGCCUGAUGAAAGCAAUUUUGAUAAAUUGAUGAAAACAUCGGAUGGUUUUUCAACGAAUGCAGAAUCAGAUGUUUCCUUGACAACCAAACCGGAUGCUCCAAAUACUGCAAAGUAUGAGUAUGGGGUUCAUCUGCAGACUUCACAUUCAUUUCUGAGAUUUCCUUCUCCCCUUACAUCAUCUCUGUGCACCGAUAAUAACCCUGCAGCAUUUCUGGUUAACCAAGCUGUUAAGUGCACCAGAAGGAUAAAUUUGGAACAGUGUACAGAAAUUGAAACCCUGAGCCUGGCUUAUUACAGCAGCCCUAAAAUUUUGAGGGUGCCUGGUUCAGGAACAAAGGUCCCUAUCACUGUUCAGUCCAUCAUCAUUCAAUCUCUAAAUAAAACACUAACCCGACUGGAAGACACUGACACUGAUGUAUUGAGGCCGCUGGUUCUUGUCGAGGCUGGGCAUGAUAAAAUCUGCACUAACAUCAUCCUUGAGGUGAAGUAUAUCCUCACGUAUACAAAUGCAGGUGAGAUAAUAAAAGCUGAUGUCUUUGUUCUUCUGGGAGCGGUUAGCAGUGCGAUGGUUCCAUUCCAACAAAAGUUUGAAAUUUAUUUUAUUCAGCAAAAUACAAAGCCAGUUCCUCUCAGUGGAAACCCUGGUUAUGUUGUGGGACUCCCGUUAGCUGCUGGAUUUCAGCCUCAGAAGGGGUCUGGGAUUAUGCAGACCACGAACAGAUACGGACAACUUACUCUUCUUCGUAGCACAGCUGAGCAAGACUGCUUAGCAAUAGCGGGGAUCCGGACCCCAGUAUUAUUUGGUUACAACAUGCAAUCUGGCUGUAAACUCAGACUGACCAAAGCUAUCGCGUGUAGGCUGGUAGCGCAGAAGGUGGAGAGCCUGCUGAAGGGCCAGGGCUUCCCAGAUUAUGUGGCCCCUUUUGGAAAUUCCCAGGCCCAGGAUGUGCUGGACUGGGUACCCGUCCACUUCAUCACCCAGACGUCCCACAUGAAGGAUUCUUGCCAGCUCCCAGUGGCGUUGGCUAUAGAAGUGAAGUGGACUAAAUACGGAUCCUUAUUGAACCCACAGGCUAAAAUCGUCAAUGUAACUGCAAAUCUGAUUUCAUCCUCGUUUCCUGAGACCAACUCAGGAAAUAAAAGGACAAUUCUUAUUUCCACUGCGGUUACUUUUGUGGAUGUGUCUGCACCUGCAGAGGCAGGCUUCAGAGCUCGCCCAACCAUCAAUGCUAGGCUGCCCUUUAAUUUCUUCUUCCCAUUUGUUUGACAAUCCGAGCUGGCAGCAGUGAGACAAAGCCAUCAAAGCAAACCUCUCCCCAACGUGGCCCCAGGAGGGGCGGCUGUCUUCCUCGUCACAAGCCCGUGAGGCAGGUCUUCCCUUUGGGGUGGGUGGAGCAGGUAUGCCUCUAGUUCACCUCACCAAGAAGUCCAUGCUGUCUCAAUAGCUUGUUAAGUCUUUCAAUUUCUUGUUCCUGUUAUUACAAAAAGCAGACAAAUAACUGAAUUUACCUUCUGAGCCUCACCAGGGAUGUGGCAGUCACACAGUGAGCCGCAGACACGCACAGGGAAGCAGAGCUGAAUGAAAGCCAUACUCCUCAUGCAAUCAGUCAGCCGGGGCCCAGCAGCGAUGGCAGUGAGGAGAGAGACCUGGCAAAGCUGCAGGGAAGGAGGCAACGCCUAAACUGAAUCCGAAAGGACAAGGAAGGCCUGACCGAGGGAAGUGGGCUCCAGGCUAAGGGCACUGAGUGAGCAGAGGCCUGGCCUGGAGAAGCUCAGUGCUGGAGGGAGGGAACGAUCUGUGUUCACAGAGGGCGUUUUCCCAGACACCUUCUUACCUUCUCAGAGCAGCUGAAUUCAAGGUGUUGGAUCUUGGUGGCCAGUUGUAUAUUUAUCUGUUUUAACCUUAGUAGCUGCCGUUCAGAACGUGUCUUAACCGAGAUAAUUAUCCCUGAAAAAUAAUUGCGAGGGUCUCCAUGAUACUGGUCUCUAAUUUAGCCCCUUGGGAAAAAAACUGUAUUCCUUACAAAUGUAUAACUGGGAAGAGUGGUGACAAGUAAAACAGUCAUCAUGGCUUAAAGUCAUCAGAACUAGGAGGGUCAGAGUUUUCAUUUCUGAGCUACUCAGUACCCAGCUGUGAAAUACUUCUUUGGCUUUUCUGGUGUGAGAAAUCCUUAAAAAUAAUCACUGACCAGAUGAAGGUUAAGCUCCUUAGUAGGGGGCAGUUCACAACAGUCUUGCUACUUAGCAGCAGUUGUUCAAAAGGCACUAAGUGCAAGCCUGGAAAUGCUCAAGCUUGGGGUUGGGACUGUCACUUUGCCAACUUUCUGCCUCCAGAGCUGUGGCCAGUUGUCAGACAAUGACCUGCAUCUUGGCUUGGGGGCUGGGGGGGGGGCUCCCAAAUGCCCACACCACACUGCAGACACGGCCUCAAAGACUGGGCUGCAGUAGGGCUGCUCCGCCCCUUUCCAAGUGUGAGUGACAGAGUCUGGACCUUCCCCCACACAUGUGGCGCCCACAAGGCCUGGGAGUAGCCGCCCCUGGUCCACAGUGUUCCUGGUUGUCUCACUGAAUCCGGUUUAGCCUUGUGUUGCUUCAGUCACGCUACUAAAUUUGAUAGCAGUGUAAUAACGGGCAAUAGCCAGUCAUAUGCCUCGCUGCCAUUUAGACAAAGAAAAUGAACAAAUCUCACAACAGUGUGAUGUAAGAGUACUGGGUAGUAACUGCUUCAUGAGUCAUUUAUAAUCAGUCAUGGUCUAUCUACCUCACAUAACCUUUGCAGAGAGUAUUUUUCUGUUAGAUUAGAUGAAAAAAUCGACAUAAGCAUCUAAAAUAUUAUCUGAAAAGCCUCCAUUAUUUCCUUUGACAGAACCCAAAUAAAGGUUCUUAAUAGGCUUUACUUUAAUCACUAGGUCUGAACUGGCCGCCCCCAAAGCCCACAUGCCCGACAGAGCCGCUCUCACAGCCCUUUCCCCGGCCAGGUGGCACCACAGCAGGCGGCCACAGCAGGGGAUGGGCCUGCUUCCAACAGGCUGCACUGUCGCUCAGUCAGUCUCCUGACAGCGACCCACAGCCCGUCGUGUUGGGCACUAGUCUAGGGAUUCCCAACCCUGCUGGACACCCAGUCACCUGGGGGUGCUUCACAGACGGACACCUCCCUCUGGGCUCCGCACCAGACUCUCCCCUUAAAGUGUCGAGGGUGAUUCUGAUGCGGCAAGUCUGAGGACAGGCAUUUGAUCAACUCUGACUAGUUCGCUGAUGGCUGAACCGCUAACCAGUCACUAGGUCCACAUAAAACCACAGCACAAAUGGCUUCUCUGACAUGGAGGCUCCCUGCACCAACAGAGAGUGUGUGAGGAAGAGGAUCUGUACCUGAAAUACGGUAAAGCAGUAUCUCCCCAAGUGUGUCCUCCAGAGCCAGAGUCUACAGCACGCUCAUAGGUGUUAUUUCCUCCCAAAGUGUUGAACUGGUCAACUUGGAAAACAAUUACAGUUCUCAGAGCCUUCAUCAUGCUAACUCGUGUUGUGACUUUCUCAAAGGGGUCAGAGUCUAGUGUACAGCAUUUCUCAGCUUCCUUGCUCCCCUUCCGAAGGUGCCCCUCCCAAGGUGGGAUGGGGUUUGGUAGAACACUCUCCAGGAAACACCAAAUGAAAAACAAAGGUGCUUUGGGAACCAAGCUGGCAGGGAUUGAUCAGGGAUUAGUCUAACCCUUGCCAUAACCAUCUUUCAGUAAUCAUAGAAAUGAGAGUCUGAAGGAGAAAGGCACUUCCUCUCAGAGAACACGUCCUGGUGUCAAUUUGUAGCCACAAAGGUGACGGUGGGACACCAAAUCAGACCAUGUUUCUCUUGGUUGCCAAGAGGAGGAGGACCAGGGCCUCUGCGCCCCUUCCAGGCUCCACCCACUGUCCCAUCCCCCGCCCCCCCCCCCCAGCCCAGGAGCGCAGGGGACAUACCGUUGAUGAUCCGGGCCACCCGCCACAGGCGGAGCAGAAUCAGCAGCCCUAGAGCCUCAAACUCAUGCUCCCGGAAAAGGAGGACAACGUCGAGGAUGAAGGAAACCACCACGACGAUGGCGUCCAGGAUUUCAAACUUGUGGUGAAAGAACUCCAAGCGGAAGACAAAUAUUUUAAAGAAAAUCUCCAUCAUAAAAAAGGUCAAGAUGGCAAUGCUCAUGUAGUGGAACACCUGAAGGGGACAAGGAGAUACAGAGUAGACUCAGGCUGUCAUGGGCUGGGGCAGGUCACACGGACGAGCUGGCCUUGAAUGCCCCUGCCCAGUCACCGAGAGAAUCCAUUCAUUUGACCAAUCGCAAAUUCCUGCCAGCACCAGGCGCUGUUCUCGGGCUGGACUGUGGCUGAGAACAGCACACACGUUGCUCUCUGAAGGGCAAUGGGGCAAUGGCAGUUGAAAACAUCCGCCAUGCCCUUUGGCCCUGCAAAGCUCACGCGUGCACAAAGACAGUAAGGAUAUUUACUGCAACAUCAUUUGCAGAACAAAAGAUUUUCUACAUUGUUUGGAGAACAACAGAAACGUCCACUAGACUAGGGCACUUGUUAAAUGCAUUAUGGUAUCUCCACAUGGAGCAUUACGCAAUUGUUCAAAAGACCAAGGCUGAUCCGUAUGUAUCGACUAGAAAUGAUGGUAAGAUGGUAAGUGAAGAGAGUUCCCAGAUCUUGAUUUAUAAAUACUAGCCUUCACUAAAGUAACCUUUUCCAUUCUGGGGCAGGGAAAGUACGAAUGAGCUGGGACAUCAUCCAGGGCCAGAAAACAAGGAAACGCUCAAAGGCUAUGGAGUCAUGUCAAGAGGACAGAGCAGUCAGCUCGAAGAGGCUCACAGUGACCAAAUUUGGGACAGUUUGGAUAUUUAGUAUUUAGGGGCGAAGUGCCGUGAUGUCUAACUUACUUUUGAAUGGUCAGACAAAAAUAGAUGGGUGUGGGGUGUGUUUGUGGAUAGGUAUAUGUAUAAAGAAAGCAAAU
This is a messenger RNA of Lagenorhynchus albirostris (white-beaked dolphin), 5544 nucleotides long. It is a transcript of the gene TCTN1, whose product is annotated as tectonic family member 1. The record is from RefSeq and is a predicted model, not a curated record. Bases 64 to 1836 code for a protein of 590 amino acids. The transcript has 15 exons. Gene Ontology annotation, biological process: protein localization to ciliary transition zone; cilium assembly. NCBI's taxonomy places the organism in Eukaryota, Metazoa, Chordata, Mammalia, Artiodactyla, Delphinidae. Gene Ontology annotation, cellular component: MKS complex.